UAUGACACGUCUUACAACGUCAAAACGUUGCGUCAAAAGCGGAUAUUCUUGUAACGAGAUUUUAAUAGGAAUUUAAUAGGACUAGGUAUUUAUAUGAAUUUCUGUGCUUUAUUUAUACGCGCGGUUAUAGAUCAUCAUGCAAAUUAAUAUCUUAAUCAGAUCCGCGCUGGAUAUGCGACGUGGACAGGUGCGUUUAUGCAAUGUCACGACGCAAUAUCGUGACGCCAAAUGCGGCUUUUAACGCCAACAUUGCAUGACUGCUACAUUUUUUUCAAGUAUCGUGUGUACGAAUAUUUGCAUAAAGGCCAUGGCGAUGAAAAUGCGACACGCGAUCGAUGUUCACGUGUGCAUUACCUCAUUUCGAUGUGGUGAUAGCUCAAAAGAAUUCCAAAUUCUUUUUCGAAUUCUUCUUCGUUCGUUCGUUACUUGAUUUUGGACGAGAGACGUAAACAUAAAUUAGGCUUAUUAGGCUUUUAUUACUUUUAUUUAGUAACAUUUUAAAUGUUACUAAAAACCAUACGUACAUAUGUAUACAUAACUGUUGUACGCGUACGUAUAAUGUAUCAGUAACAUAGAAUAAUUCGUGCGCGUCGCUAAAUAAAUGAUAAAUAGAGAUUGUCUUUCUGGUGAGUGCACGAACGUGACAUUAUCGUACGAUAUUUACACAUAUACUUCGAUCUUAUCCAUCUAGAUUACAGUAUUACAGUAUUUUUGCGAAUACCGAGUAUCCGAGUAGUGUACCACACUCGGCGUCGCUGCAUUUCGAGGUAGUCGUUGCUGCAGUACGCAUAGCCGUUAAAGCGUAAUGCACAAGUGUCGAAGUAACACGGACAAAAUUAGAUUGGACUCGUUUAGCUUUCUUCGGUCCGAAGAUCAUCCGCGUUGUUUCCUUUUUGUCAUGCUAAUGUCCAUCGCUUUCGUCCGUGUGGUACCGUUACAACGUGCGGGCGAUCAAUCUGGUAUUUUAAAAGAUGUCAUGGACCGGCAAAGUCAACGCGACAAAUCAUCGAGAUAUUUAAUACCUUGUACAGCGACGUUUAUCGAGGAAUAUUUCGAAUACCCGGAGCAAAUAUCAUUUUUACUACCGGAUGCGCUGCAAGACAUUUCCGAUGUCGUAGAAUUGUUGAUGAACAAAUUGCGCAUAACGAGCGCAAUUUACACGUUAAACGUCAGUCUAAAUGUAGCGAAGACACACGACGCUUUGACAAACGCUGUUAUUCUGUCGGAAAGCGGAAUCGCUCUCGACACGAACGAUUCCUCCUUUGUCAAUAAUUGCGAGUACGAUUGCAAUUUUAUAAUAGUGCUAACGAGUCUGUUCACCGAUAAAGAAAGCUUUCUGACAGAAGCUGCGACGCUCGUACAACAACUGUCACCGCGAUCGAUUUUCAAGCUCGCGAUAUUGGCGUCAGUCGGAGAUACGGUUCUGUUCGCCAGCAGUCUCCCAGUCCGGACCAACGAAUCGUACGCACUUGCCGAACCAGCAUUUUCAGGCAGAUGCGAACGGGAAGCUACUGCAAUUCGAUGGCAGCAUUUUGCGAAUAAAGCGAAAUCGUCACUCGGUACCAUAAACGUGGCGAUGUUCAAUAAUUUUCCAUUCGCGUCUUUCAUCAACGACACGGACCACCCGAGUUACGGUGGAGUCGAAGGCUCGAUGGUGGAAGAAAUUGCACGUAGCAUGAAGAUCAAGCUAAACAGAGAAGUAAUGGAAUGGGUAUCUGAGAGUGCUACGACGAAAACAGAGUUAUAUCUAAAACUUCAUAACGCGACUAACGAUUUGGUGUUCGGUGGUCUCUUGUGGGAUUUCAGCCGAGAUGUCACGUACACGACUUGUUAUGGUAUGGUGCGUAUUAGCUGGCUAAUACCGUUCGAAACGAACGUUUCUCUACGUGGAUUGAUAUCUCCAUUCGGUGCAUACGUUUGGUACGCUAUAAUUUGCGCGCUGAUCGCCGGUGGAUUCGUUAAACUGUUUUUUAUUCGUGAUAUUACGUUCUUGGAUAUCACGGGAUUGAUUUUCGGUGUGUCGGUAUUUCGUCAGCCGACGAAAAAUUCCGGCAGAAUUCAAUUUAUAUCUUGGACUCUAUUCGGUUUCUUCCUCACGCAACUUUAUUUAGGAUCUCUGGCUGAUUUUCUGAUGAGUACAUCGGAAAUACAGAUGGAUUCUAUGGAAGAAUUGGUUAAUUCAAGACUAAAGAUAGGUGGGACUCAGCGAUUUAUGGAUUUGUUAAACACGCCUGAUAAAGCCGAUCUGGAGGAAAGAAUUGUGCCGAUCUGGAGGAAAGAAUUGUUGAACGUUGAAAAAAUAAUCCGUGAGAAAUUCAUUGUUUUUAAUCAGCGCGAUUUUAUUAAUCAAUUCCAGGAUCUCGUGGAGGGAAGAAAUACAAGUUUUGCUCUUCUCGUAAUGUUGAAUUUGACAAAUAAUCGUGGUCCGGUCAAUAUAGGACACGGUCAUAUUUUGAAAGAGACCGUCGGCACUUAUCCGUUGGCCUUCGCCACUUGGCAAGAUUUUCCAUAUUUGAAAGAAUUUAAUUUCAAGAUCCAAAUGCUCGUUCAAACUGGUCUUGUUGAAUUUUGGUCAGAUAUGGUCAGAUUAAACGAAAAUAAUUAUCAUGUGGAAGAUGAAGAAGACGAUUCCAAACUUGACAUUGAAGAUAUCACACCGGCCUUUCUCCUUUUGAUUAUGGGAUAUCUUGGUGGAUGCUGCCUGCUGAUUAUAGAAGUUAUUUUUUAUCCAUCCAAAUGGUUUCUGUAAAUUCAUUUUUAAUACUUUUAGGUAAAUAGACGGAAUACACUCUCCGUUGAAUUAUUUUGCGAUUCUCGUGAAUUUGUUCACGAUUUCUAAAAAUGUGAAUAUGUCUUGUUAACGCGAUGUCUCUUUUUCGUAUGCAAUAUUGUAUAAUUUGAAAUGUGAUGGAAUCUUCCGAAUCUUUAUAAUUUAUUGCUUACUGUAUGCUAAUACACAAUUGUAUGCUAAUACAUGCUUUGAAAAUGCGACUCGAAACAUAUAUGUCAGAUACAUUUUUCAAAUCAUUUUAUUUAAAUAUGACACC
This is a messenger RNA of Pogonomyrmex barbatus (red harvester ant), 3047 nucleotides long. RefSeq lists its product as uncharacterized. Lineage: Eukaryota; Metazoa; Arthropoda; Insecta; Hymenoptera; Formicidae. Gene Ontology annotation, molecular function: ligand-gated monoatomic ion channel activity. Gene Ontology annotation, cellular component: membrane. The record is from RefSeq and is a predicted model, not a curated record.